This is a messenger RNA of Linum trigynum, 7084 nucleotides long. Lineage: Eukaryota; Viridiplantae; Streptophyta; Magnoliopsida; Malpighiales; Linaceae. The record is from the annotation of a GenBank genome assembly.
CAAUCAAUCAACUAAAAUGGGAUUUUCAAUUUUGGGUUCCCAGAUUUCUCGACCCACUCCGUCCACUUUCUUUUUCCAUUUGCCGCUCCCUUCACCUCCUUUAAUCCACUCUUCCUUGGCCAAUUUUAUCGCCGCCAUUAAAAUCCCCAACUCCAAUCACCCUAAUUUUUGUCCAUGAUUUCAGUUUCCUCUUCAAAUCUCCCCAGUAUUUGAGUGAAGGAGAGGCGAACACUGGGUUUCCAGGUCUAAUCCCAGGUCAUUCGAGCGGUGGCGGGAUUGUUGAAUGAAAGGAUUUGAAGAAAUCGUGGAGCCGGUUUCGAAUUUGGAGUCAACGACAAUGAAGAGGGAGAUCAGUCCACGUCGAUUUACUUCUGAUGGCUGGGGCUGUUCAAGAUCUGUGAAACUGGAAGCGGCUAGCGGCGACGUCGGAAGGCAUAAGAGGAAGGUGAUUCGUCGGAGGCGACACAGAUGAAGGGGCGACGUUGGGGAAGCGACUAGCGGCGGCGGCGGAAGGCAAAUGAGGAAAGUGGUUCGUCGGAUGUGAUGUUUCAUGUGGGGACGGCGCCGAGCUGCGACGAUGUGGAUGGCGAGGAACAGCGGAGGCGGGGGCGGUGGUUUCUUCUUCUCCUUCACCCUCUAUUUUGAUUUCCUCAUUUCUCUUAGACUUGAGAACAUAACCGACAGGAUGUUGAAGGUAAAAGUUCUGGUUGUGGUCGUUUUCAGCUUAUCUGUGGCUAGGUUUCGUUCGUCGGAGAACAAGAACGAGAGAUGAAACACCCCGAUCCUUUUAAACAACCGAAAUAAUCAUGGCUCCGGAGCCGGUUAAAAACAAAGCUUAAAAUUCAAAUACAACUUAAACAUUCCCAAGAAAACGUCAAAUGCAAUGCCCUAAACACGUGGGCAAAACUCAAAUGCAUAGUUAAUAAACCUCAACCUUUGAACCUCCAGUUAUACUCAUAAUCAUAAACACAACUGACUAACCAAACUAUAACUCCUGGCUUAGCUCCUUGACAUCUCGUCAAUGCUUGUGCGGCUGCUCGCCUUGUCUUGUCUCUUCUCGAAAACCACGUCGAAUAACCCUUCCUCAACCUGGUGAGUGAGAAAGGGUCAGUCUCGUCGUUACCUCCUAAGGUCUCUGCCCUUAGAAAUCUCCUUACUAAAACACAUUAUCAGGGUUUCAUGCCUUAGACGAAAUUCAUUCUCACUUUCAUCCUUAACAACUCAUUUCAACUUUAACUCAUAGAGGUUCUCAACUUUUAUCCUUAAAUCAUAGAAGUUCUCUACUACUACCUUAACUUACAUACUUAUUACAAGGGAAUCACCGCGUUACAUAUCGCCGUCCGGUGUCCCAACCUCAAGGCAAUGGUACUGCGUUACGUAUCGCCGUCCAGUCCAUGCCCGGUCAACUACUGCGUUACGAAUCGCCGUCCAGUAGUGACCCGACCAUCUACUGCGUCCAGUAGUGGUCCAACCGCCCGGGGGUUCAUCUUACCAUCAAGCAUACAUCAUAAACACACACAUACAUAGCACAACGCGUGCCUCCACCUUAAGUAGGCGGUGGGAUGCCUCACACACAUAAUCGCGCUUACUUGAAAAUUAAAUAACAUAACUGAAUUAAAAGGGCAUAAACGGAAAGACCUCGACGGAGAUUUUACCCCCUUUACACUCACCGUAGUAAUAAGUUGAUGAACCUGCCCCUGAUGCCAAGCCUCCGACUCUGGUAAUGUGAUCUCGUACCCCCUACUUUACUUAAAUGGCCAUAGAAGCACCUAGGUAACAUACUCAAUUCUUAUCUUCAUGUGAUAUACGAAUUCCUCUUCAAUGGAGAUUAUGAUACACGAAUCCCCCAUAUCAUUAUUAUUUGAAAUAGCUCUCUUCACUUCUCCCAACCUCGAUAGCUUAAUUGCCAGCAUCUUUAGCCACUUAGAUAUACACCACAAAAGACAAAAGACCUAUAUUAAUUCCAACCCCACAACCAAAUCCAUAUAGUCAUGGCAUUCACUAAGAGAAAAGCUCCCAUGUUAGGCCAUGCUCAAAUCACGUGUCUCUACUCCAUGCACAAGGGUCCAAAUUAGUGAUUUUGCAAGGCGUGUAUCAAAAUCAUGCGCCAAAACACUAUCAUUAGGCAAGACAUCCACGUUUUCCAUUAGGAUCACAGGAUCGAACCAUUUCCGAAGAUGCAUGCCUUGAUUAAAUUCCCCAGUAAUUUACCCGAACUCGUGCCAUUUAUAUUCGCCCUUCCAAUGAAUUAUAACUACAAAUAAUCACCAAAAUCGAACAUGAUGGAAAGACACUUACCUCCCUUUUCAUCUUCACGUAUUCUCUAGCUUUAUAUUUGGAGCGCGUGAAGGCCAAUCAGCUCGUCUUGCCAGGGUUCUCGUCAUGAAUUUCAUGGACACCAACACAUCAGUCCGAGUAAUCAGCUUGGCGGAGAGGCCGGCGUAGGUGACGGUGAUCACUUGGAAGAUGUUGAUGGCGAUUCUCGGCCUUUGUUCUUGGCCACCGCUCUCUUUCUUUUCUUCCCCUUCUAAUUAUUUUCUUGAUCCGAUGUUGUUGCUAUUAUUAAGCGAGGAGAGGAAUCGAGACGUUUUGGGGAAUAAAGGUGGGGUUACGGUGGGAUUUAUUAGUUGAGGGAGAUGGAAGGAGACGUGGAGAGGGCAUCGUUUGUUAAUUGGGGUGGGGAGGUAACGGUGGAGGGGUUUAGGGUUUCUUUCUUCUUCCUACUUUCUUUGUUGCUGCCUGGAAACGGAAGAUGAUGUUAUUAUUAUUAAUAAUAACUAAUGUUAUUAUUAUUAUUUCCAAUCUAUGGUCAAACCCUUUGUACAUAACCAUUGAUUCAACCGCCCAGUCGAAUCUAAACCCAAAUGUUGGGGUGUUACAUUUCCUCCACCCUUAAAACAAUUUCGUCCCCGAAAUUUGAUCGGACACAUCCUUCUAUCAACACCCUUCUUAUACUUCCUUCCCCCAAUCAUUUAUUCUUACCCUAACAACUUCAUUGGUAACCUUUGAUCAUUUAUAUUUCCUUAGCUGGUAGCAUUCGUGUAACCUUGAGUGACUCCCUACCCUUUUUGUUUCACAACUUGAUCAAACAGUGAUGAAACAAAAUGCUGAUUUGACUGGACAUGUUGAGCGAUUUUCUUGGUAGUUGUUGUUGAACCCAAGUCCAGAAUCGAGAUAUCACAUUUCCCACCUCCUUAAGAAAAAUUUCGACCUCGAAAUUUGUUAAUCUUGCUAACCCAAAGUCCCACUUGAGGUAAUCCUUCCACUACAAGGAUUUAUACUUCAUUUACAUUGUACAACCUUGAGCUAUGAUUCCUUCCCUCCAAUUCGUGUGGUUCUUCGCCAACUACUCACUCACCCAUUUUUCAUAAAUCUCUUGCUCAAGCUAGUUACUUGCUCAAUGUGUCUAUGACACUAUGGCACUCUCCCUUCUUUAAUGCCUCUGAUGGUGUAAUGGCAUUUGUAGCUGUUGUUGUUCUCAACGAUUUGUCUUGGGUCUCUACUUUGGAUUCCUUAAGAACUUAAGGAAAUAAAUUAUUAGCCAGCUGUUCAGGUCGUGCCUCGUCGUAACGUUAGCUCAUAACAGGCCCUGACCUUGAACUUCGUCCUCCCUAUCUUGACUGCUGACGAAUCUCAUAGGUAUAGAAUGUCCAUAGAGGAUGUUUGACCUGCAUACUGAUUGACUCUGAUGCUGGUUCCUAGGUAUCACUUCUUCUCCCUUUAUAGGCCUUGUUAUUCUCCUCUUUGAUAACUCCACUUGAUACACACACUUGAUGCCUGAUUCACCAUAUAUGAUUCAUUUAGCAUGAGAAAAUCCCUUACACAUCCCUAUUGUCGUUCUCAAUACCCCUUUCAACCCAAAGGUUACUAAUGGCGGCUUAACCUCCAUCUUGUUAUAUCGCAAAACUCUUUUAACAUAACCUCAUCUGUGGUUGACCACGUAGGUCACCUAUGUCCUUGUACCUUCUGACUUUGAAUCUCUUACUUUCUUCCCUGAUGUCUAGCUCGUCUUAUCCUCUAACCAUAAACUGAAUGGUCAUCUCCUCGUUACUUCUUGCUAAACACAGAAACCUCAUACUGUUGCUUUUACUGUCUGUAUGCAUUAAAGGCAUCUUUUUCAUCUUUCUCUAGCUUGCAGUUAGCCCUUUGACUCCUUUCAAGAAUCAUGACCUUCCAUUUAGCAUACUUGUUCACUCCUAGAACCCAACUUAGCACUUCCUUAUCGCCACCUGAAUUUGAAGUUCUCGUACUAUCCAUUCUGCUACUCUUAGACCCUAGUUGAAAUUCCUCAAACGGUUCACCCGUCCAUAGAGCCUUACCUGAGAGAUUGACACCUUUCACCAGCAUAGGCGAUCUUGGUUUCACUUUGGGGUAUCCUGGCCGGUUCCCUAAACUCAUAUCCCUCUUACUUCUUUACUCAUGACACUUCUUCUUGAUCUUCCUUGCUAGUUCUAGAUGUCCCUCGUCCUCGAUGUAGUCAUCCUGGUGCCCAUAUUCUCUUCUCACUUAUGUACCUUGUACCUUGACCGAUAAGGUUUUCCCUUCGACCGUUCUAGACCACCACACUUCUACUUUAAAGUUGACCAUUGAGCUUCUCAGUUCUUGAUGGGCUUCCUAUGGUCCAACUUAUCUCCACUGGCAAUCACAUUAACGCCUCCUUGUUGACCCUCAUAUUCUUUCGGCGGCCCUUCCUAACUAUCCUUCUCCCUGAAUUUGUCGUUUUGUCGACUACCACCCUUUACACUAUAACCUUCAUUAUAGCCUUGUGGUUUCCUCCUUACUUCCACAACUCCUUCAUCGAUGCUUGGUACUAGCUUUAAUCGACUUAGUUUAGUAGCUCCUCGCCAUACCUCAGAGCCAACAUUUCCACUAGAAACUUUCUCUUGGUAGACUUGACAGAUGACACCCACGACUUCUACUCAUGAUGGUGUUUGACCACGUCCCAACUAUCUUCCUUGACGCAUACAUUGCCAGGUUGAUGCCACCCAUUUUUUUCCUUCUAUAACCUCCCAUGGUGUUCUUCUUGCUUCUUUACUUUUACUACCACCAAACUACAACUCUUCUGUUGUUGCUUGUACUAUAUUUGGUCACCAACCUCUGUUGAGUAUCUUCUCGUUGUUGUUUUAGGUCACAACUGCCAACGGUGGCUAGCCCUUGGUAACCUUUAACAUAACUCAUUCCAUGUCUCUUUUGUUGAUCGUUCUUGUACAUAAACUUAGUUUCUUAGUUAGGAUUCUUAGUGGCUUAACUGAGCGUGCCUGUUUCAUCCUUAACUAGUUGUCUCCUCUGGAGUCCUCCUACCAUGCCACGCCCACUCAGAGUGGGGAACCUUGGAUAAGGUAACUUCUCUUGUUUCCUCCUUCUCGGUAAUGCUUUCCCUCAUCGUACCUCUUUGUGCAGCUUCUUGACCUCAAGUCACUUGAGACUUGACCCAUUGAUUUCUUGAAAUGUCGUCAAACUCCCUCUGGCCUUUUUGCUCUUCCUUGGUAUUGUUCGCAAACUCUCUUCAUUACGACCGUUUAGGCUCUUACUCGAAUUUGCCAACUUUCAUUAGAACUUCUAAUGAACGUUGUACUUGCUUGUCUAUACCCGGUUGAUCGAAUGAUUUACUCCUACGGCUGGUUCCGAGACUCCCGCUCUUGGACCCCUAGUUCCCACUUUAGAAUUUCCCAAUGGAUUCCUUGAAAUUCCACGAUUUUCUGAUUUCUUUGAUCAUGGUAAUUUGCAGGGUCUCUCAACCCCUUCUCAUACCUUGUCCUCUAGCUUGCGCUUGACAGGUGUAUAGCAUGCCUGAUCUAACCUCAACCUCGACAUCAUUUAUCUCGUUGCUUGUCUUGUUCCUUUUAAAGGCUUGUUAGCCUAACUCCCCAGGGUCAUGUACCCUCUUCCCUAGUGACGUAGUUUAUCUAUAAGGGUUCUUUAAUCAUCAUAUGUAAACUACCUUGCCUCAAGACCAGUCUCUCUCCUACCACUUGUCACGGACAUAGACUUCUGAAGUCCGAUAGGCGUCUUGAGGUGCACUCAUCAGGGAGACGGCAAUAGCCUCCUUUCCUUCUUAAACUUUUGACUUUUGACGUCCUUUCAGACCCCUUCUAACCUACUUACUUCCUCCUUUACUUCAUUCAUACUACACUAGCCUCUCUUGAAGUCUAAGCUUUUCACUGCUCCUUGUCGCUAUGUUGUAAUAGCUUUGACCACCAAACUAGUUGAGGGACUUCCACCUCUUCGUUUCUUGGCUCGUUGCUUCCUUGCCACUGCUUAGGGUCAAGGACCCUGAAAUUCUCUCAUCAUUAUAACUACUGACAUCUAGUGACUGUAGCUCUUUCUUUGGAGAUUCAUAUUUCUCUCAUUUGUUUGUCUUAGCUUAUUAGAUCAUCCACUGGUUUCCUAGUAGUAAAAUCCUCGUACUACUCCCUCAACUCCUUCAAAAUCCUUGAGGUAUUCCCUUUCAAUUGACACCUCUUUGCUGGUGUUUGGAGUUGAAGUCCUCGCACAUUUGAUUCUACCUCCACAGACCUUUGCAACGUUCCUCCAUCCUGCUCUAGGUUGAUGAUGAUGAUCUGUUUGCUAACGUCCGAGUAGUUGGUUAACUAAUUGAAGAACUACUAUCCAUCAUGUCGAUGAGAUACUUGGUCUUGAGAGCCUUUGAGACUCUACUUGGGUUGGUCACGUUUCUUUCAUCCUUUCUUCCUUACUGGCGAUCCCCAUAUGCCUAAAUCUCUUAUUUGACCAACCACGACAUGUUAACUAAAUUGUGUCCUACCCUAGCUACCAUCCCUUCGUGCCGUGCCGUCAUAGUUAUUCACCUUAAUAUGAUUAGAGUAGACUGGAGAUUCUAUAAACUCUUAAAAGAAGACCCUUGACUCAUUUUCCUUUCCUUUAAAACAAAACCUUUAAAAACUGAGACCGACAUUCCAGUAUUCCUUGGAAUCCAAGGAACAGAGGAAAACCAGGCUCUGAUACCAAAAUGAAACACCCCGAUCCUUUUAAACAACCGAAAUAAUCAUGGCUCCGGAGCCGGUUAAAAACAAAGCUUAAAAUUCAAAUACAACUUAAACAUUCCCAAGAAAACGUCAAAUGCAAU